AUGAGCUUUCAUUCCAUUGAAAAAGCUUGGUGGAAAGAAGCGGUAGUCUACCAAAUCUACCCCGCAAGCUUCCUCGACAGCAACGGCGAUGGCCUCGGCGACAUCCCCGGCAUUGUGAGCAAAGUGCGCUACAUCAAGUCACUAGGCGUUGACACAAUAUGGCUUUCACCCAUCUUCGCCUCACCCCAAAAGGAUAUGGGCUACGACGUCGCCGACUACCGUUCAAUCCACGCCCCCUACGGCACAGUCCAAGAUGUCCAAGACCUCAUCGACCAACUACAUGCACAGAAAAUGCGAAUACUCAUGGAUCUCGUCGUCAAUCACUCGAGUGACCAACAUGCCUGGUUCAAAGAGUCUCGCAGCUCCAAGACCAAUCCCAAGCGAGACUGGUACAUCUGGCGCGAUCCCAAAUACGAUGAGCAAGGGAACAGAAAAGAGCCUAAUAACUGGAAAUCCAUCUUUGGAGGGAGUGCCUGGGCUUUCGACGAAAAUACUAGCCAGUAUUAUCUCGCUCUCUUCUUACCCAGUCAACCAGAUCUGAACUGGGAGAGUGCUGAAAUGCGCAAAGCAACACACGACGACAUGCGCUUCUGGCUCGAUCGCGGCGUCGAUGGAUUCCGCAUUGACAGCAUGAACUUGAUGUCUAAACAUCCCGAUCUACCCGAUGGAAAGGUAAUCAACGACGAGCCGUACCAGUCUGGCGCGGAAUUCUUCGCAUCUGGUCCAAAGAUGCACGAUUAUAUCCGCGAGAUCAGGACUGAAGUCCUGGACAAAUAUGACGUUAUGACUGUCGGCGAGCUGGGAUUCACGAAGGACGAAUACUCAGUUAGUCAAUAUGUUGCCAAGGACAGACGUGAGCUCAACAUGCUUUUCACGGGCGAUAUUGUCGAUAUGGACUUUGGAGCGAGCGGGAAGUAUGAGCGCAAUGAUUUUCAUCCGAGGAAGAUUCGAAAAAUCACGGAUCUUUGGCAGACCGCUAUGCCUAGAUUUGAUGGGUGGAAUACUGUCUAUCUUGACAACCAUGAUAGCGGGCGCUCGCUAUCUCGCUAUGCAUCUGAUUCCCCGGAGCACCGCGCGAUGGCGGCCAAGAUGCUUGCUACAUAUCUUAUGACUCUGAGCGGAACACCUUUUAUGCUUGCGGGUCAGGAGAUCGGGAUGGCGAACCUGGGUAAGGAGUAUGGUGCCGAGUCCUACAUCGAUGUUGAAGGCAAGAAUUACUAUAAAGGAGUUCUGAAAGCUCGAGGCGGCGAUGUUAGCAAGAUGAGUGAUGUACUCCGGGAGUUGCAGCUCAAGGCGCGAGACCAUGGACGACUUCCUAUGCAGUGGAAUGAUUCGCCUAAUGCGGGCUUUACGACGAGCGAGAAGGCGUGGAUGACUAUCAACAAAGAUUACACCGAGUGGAAUGUUGCCAGUCAGCUUGAUGAUCCAACUAGUAUCAUGGCAUACUGGAAGGCAAUGAUUGCGCUACGCAAGGAAUACCCCGAUCUCUUCGUUUACGGAUCGUAUGUUCCAUUGCCCGAGUCCGAGACAGGCGAGAUGAUUCUCGGGUAUGAACGAUACUCGCAAGAGAUGAGACAGAAAAGUGUUGUGCUUUUGAACUUCUCCGAUCAAGUGCAGAAGGUGGGCGUGGAGAAGUACAAGGGAUUCUCGACAUUGAUUUCCAACCAGGGCGGGGAUACUUACAAGGGAAGUCAUGUUGAGCUGAGAGCAUUCGGUGCUGUGGUACUUCUUAGGACAUAG
Molecule: messenger RNA, 1740 nt
Organism: Penicillium atrosanguineum
Lineage: Eukaryota; Fungi; Ascomycota; Eurotiomycetes; Eurotiales; Aspergillaceae
Product: alpha-glucosidase
Exons: 1
Coding region: 1-1740 (579 amino acids)
Biological process (GO): oligosaccharide catabolic process
Molecular function (GO): alpha-amylase activity
Source: RefSeq, a predicted model, not a curated record